This is a messenger RNA of Brachypodium distachyon (stiff brome), 4291 nucleotides long. RefSeq names its product probable RNA-dependent RNA polymerase SHL2. Gene Ontology annotation, cellular component: nuclear RNA-directed RNA polymerase complex. The transcript is spliced from 2 exons. Bases 361 to 3963 code for a protein of 1200 amino acids. NCBI's taxonomy places the organism in Eukaryota, Viridiplantae, Streptophyta, Magnoliopsida, Poales, Poaceae. The record is from RefSeq and is a predicted model, not a curated record. Gene Ontology annotation, molecular function: nucleic acid binding; RNA-directed RNA polymerase activity. Gene Ontology annotation, biological process: siRNA processing.
UUCAAGUUUCUGCGCCAAGAUGCAUCGGGUACCAACAAAAUCACAGCAUUGGAACCAAUAUCAAAGUACAUUUAUAUCACCAAAUUAAUUUGUCUGCUCCUUUGUCAGUUCCAUGAAGUUGCCCCUUUCUAUUCGUCUCGCAGAAAAAGAAUCAGUAACGAUUAGGAAGGAGAAGAGGAAGGGCUGUGUUCGAUUUAUCGCCUGACCACAUUUGCUGUAUAUCCAUACAAGAACCGCCGUCUCCAACGGCCAUACUACCUUCGUUCAUCUCCCCCCACGACGGUUAAACCCCUCCAAAUUACCCACAAAUUUACCCGGUUGAUCUCGCAUCCAAUUCCUACCCAACCCACCAUCCCCACCAUGGGGUCUCUGGGCGGCGGCGCGUCCACCCCGUCGCCGGAGCCGGCGCCGCGCGACCUGGUGACGACGCAGGUGAGCCUCGGCGGGUUCGAGGCCAGCGUCUCAGCGAGCGAACUCGCCGACUUCCUGGAGUACGAGGCAGGCCUGGUCUGGCGAUGCCGCGUCAAGACCUCCUGGACACCGCCAGACUCCUUCCCCGACUUCCUCCGUCCCACCGCGUCUGCUUCCGGGGCCCCGCCGCCGCCCUACGACCGCGUGCCCCCGCACGCCUUCGUCCACUUCGCGCGCCCGGAGGCCGCACGCCGCGCCACCGAUGCAGCGGGGAAAUCCGAGCUCCUCUUCGGCGGGAAGCCCCUCCGCAUCGCCUCCGCCUUGGACAGCUCCCUCCGCGCGUCCCGCCGCCACAGCAUCAAGCCUUUCCGGUUCGCCGACGCGGUCCUGGAGGUUGGCGCCUUACUCUCACCAGGGGACGAGGCGCCCGAAGCCUUUCUCACCGCCUGGCGCGGACCGGCUGCAGGGCUCGAGUUUUUGGUCGAUCCCUUCGACGCUUGCUGCCGGCUGGUCUUCACCCGCGACACCGCCUUCGCUUUUACCGGAUACCGUGAGGUCGCUGUCAUUCGCUGCGACGUUAAGCUCGAGUUCUCGGUGGGCGACAUUGCUGAGGUUCGGGUGUACCGGAACGACUGUUCCCUGCUUCUCCGGCUCACAGCCGCACCCCUGGUGUACUACCGCACAGCUGAUGAUGACAUCCAUGAGUCUGUGCCGUUCGACUUGCUCGAUGAUGAUGACCCAUGGAUACGGACUAGCGACAUCACUAUGAGCGGUGCCAUUGGCCGUUGUGGGAUGUAUAGAAUCAAAGUCGCGCCACGGAAAUGGACAAUGAUGGAGCGCGCACUGGCGUACAUGAAGGGACGGAGGGUGGUGAUUGUGGAGAGCAGUGUGUGGUCGGGGCCGAGGCGGGGUCUCAAGGUACGUGAUGAGCCAGAGUUCGACGAGCCAAUGCAGGACCUGUUCUUCUGUGUACAGCACGCCGAGGGCCUGACGUUCCCAGUGUUGUUCCUCGUGAAUGCUUUGGUGCACAAGGGUAUCAUCAAUCAGCACCAGCUCACGCCUGAGUUUCUCAGCUUGCUGAGGGGAAGAGAUGAUGAUGUGAAUGUGGCUGCCUUAAAGGAAUUUUGGGGGGACAAGUUUCCAGUGUUUAAUGCAUGCAAGAGGCUAGAGCAAGCGCAUCGUAGGGUUGCCAGCAACCCCAAACUUCUCCGCAGUGGCAAGGUUGGGGAUGACAAUGUGGAGGUUCGGCGGCUGGUGAUCACACCCACCAGAGCUUCUUGUUUGCCUCCAGAAGUAGAGAUAUCAAACCGUGUCUUACGGCAUUAUCACGAGGUGGCAGAUAGAUUUUUGAGGGUGACCUUUAUGGAUGAGGGGAUGCAGUCGCUCAACAACAAUGUGCUGAACUUUUAUACGGCGCCAAUCGUCAAGGAGUUGAUGUCAAACUCACUGCAGCAGAAGACAACAGUGUACAAGCGUGUCAAGACAUUUCUGACAGACGGUUUUUACAUGUGUGGCAGGAAGUACUCAUUCCUUGCAUUCUCAUCGAACCAGCUUAGGGAUAGGUCAGCUUGGUUCUUCGCAGAGGAUAGUAAGAGUAAGACUACGGUGGAAAGCAUUAGGAAGUGGAUGGGACGGUUUACAAGCAAGAACGUAGCAAAGCAUGCGGCUCGAAUGGGGCAGUGCUUCUCAUCUACAUAUGCGACAGUUAUGGUGAAACCAGAUGAGGUCAAUGAGAAUCUUGAGGACGUUGAGCGUAAUACCUACACUUUCUCUGAUGGAAUCGGCAAGAUUACACCUGAUCUUGCAAUGGAAGUCGCUGAGAGACUGCAGCUUACGGAUAGUCCCCCAUCUGCUUAUCAGAUCAGGUAUGCAGGCUUCAAAGGUGUUAUAGCAGUCUGGCAAGGAAACAAGAAUGGGAUAAGACUAUCCCUGAGGCCAAGUAUGAAGAAGUUUGAAUCUAAGCAUUCUGUUUUAGAGGUGGUCUCCUGGACAAGGUUCCAGCCAGGAUUCUUGAACCGCCAAAUUAUACUAUUGCUCUCAUCCUUGAAUGUCUCGGAUGAUAUCUUUUCACAAAUGCAGGAGUCCAUGCUUUGUAAUCUCAACAAGAUUUUGUUGGAUAGUGAUGUUGCCUUUGAGGUUGUAACAACAUCUUGUGCUGAGCAAGGAAACACUGCAGCACUGAUGCUGAGUGCUGGCUUUGGUCCUGGAACUGAGCCACACUUGAGAAGAAUGCUCUUGGCUAUAAGAUCUGCACAGUUGCAGGAUCUUUUGGAAAAAACAAGGAUAUUUGUGCCGAAAGGUAGGUGGUUGAUGGGCUGCCUUGAUGAGCUUGGGGUCCUUGAACAAGGGCAGUGUUUUAUUCGAGCCUCAGCUCCAUCGCUUCAUCGAUGUUUUCUGAAACAUGGCUCAAGGUUCUCAUCAGCCGAACAAAACACAGACAUCAUUGUAGGUACAGUGGUGAUAGCAAAGAACCCGUGCCUUCAUCCAGGGGAUGUCCGGAUCCUUGAAGCAGUUGAUGUGCCGGAACUGCAUCAUCUGGUUGAUUGCUUGGUUUUCCCGCAGAAUGGUGAGAGGCCACAUCCCAAUGAAGCAUCAGGGAGUGACCUUGAUGGGGAUCUCUACUUCGUGACAUGGGAUGAGAAACUCAUUCCUCCCGGCAAGAAGAGCUGGAACCCUAUGGACUACUCCCCAGCUGAAGCAAAACAAUUACCACGCCAAGUAUCUCAACAUGAUAUUGUUGAUUUUUUCUUGAAGAACAUGGUAAAUGAAAAUCUUGGUGUGAUCUGCAAUGCUCAUGUUGUUCAUGCUGACCUUAGCGAGUAUGGGGCAAUGGAUGAGAAGUGUAUUCGCUUAGCUGAAUUAGCAGCAACUGCUGUGGAUUUCCCUAAGACAGGCAAACUUGUGACAAUGCCACCGGAACUUCGACCAAAAAUCUACCCCGACUUCAUGUUAAAAGAAGAAUCAAGAUCAUAUAACUCAGAGAAGAUUCUUGGAAGACUCUAUCGGUCAAUCCAAGAAGCCUCUGGUGGUGAUUUGGUGUCAGAAGAAGCUUGCACCUUAAAUGAUCUGCCUUAUGACACUGAUCUGGAAGUUCCUGGCGCAUCACUUUUCCUGGCAAGUGCAUGGGAAUGCAAGUGCUCUUAUGAAGGACAGCUCAAUGCUUUGCUUAAUCAAUCCAGGGUGCGCACCGAAGCAGAGCUUGUGACAGGGCACAUGUGGUCCCUUCCCAAGUACAACAGCAGGAAACAAGGGGAGAUGAGAGAGAGGAUCAAGAAUGCCUAUGCAGCGUUCCAGAAGGAAUACCGGUCUGUUUUUGAAAGCCUUACAGAUCAAUGUCAGAUCACCGAUGACGAGAAGAAUCUGUUGUACGAGAGGAAGGCGUCCGCAUGGUACCAGGUAACCUAUCACCCCAAAUGGGUCGAGAAGUUGAGGGCCAUGCUGGAUGAAGAUGGUGAAGAAAGACCAGUGAGGUUUAGCUUUGCGUGGAUCGCGGUGGAUUACUUGGUGCGGAUAAAGCUGAGGUCCCACGGAGGAGUGAAAGCUGAAGGCUGAAAGCCUGUUGAAAGGCUGGCGGCCUUCAUAUCUGAGAGGAUAUGAGGUCCCCCCCAAGAUUGCUGCAAGACCACUCUGCCAUUUCGGUUUUACAAUGCCAUAGCUUAUCAGUUUGUUAACUUUCCGUGUCACUUUAGUUUUGUGCUGAACUUGGUAACUCAUUUGUACGUACUUUCUUCCUGGUCUAUAUGCUUGCUUUGUGAUGGUUAGCUGUUCUUUUGUGGAACCAAUGCUCUUUGUAAGAAAGGUGUUCCGUGUAUUUGAACCACGUCCACAUACUGGACAGUGGACAUGCCUGUCACCAAUGAUUUGAAAGGAUCUGGCCUCA